This is a messenger RNA of Cladocopium goreaui, 654 nucleotides long. The record is from the annotation of a GenBank genome assembly. Lineage: Eukaryota; Dinophyceae; Suessiales; Symbiodiniaceae.
AUGGCUCUUGCUGCUGUGGAAACUUUGUCAGAUGAAGAGGCUCCUAGAAUCACCACUCCAGAUGAUGUUCCCCAAAAAGUUGCAAAGUUGGAAAGUGGCAAGGCUGAAAAGCCAAAGUCGAAACCGAAACCAAAGGCCAAAAGCAAGGGAGGAGGAAAGGGCAGCGAAAAAAAAGCCUCGAUGCCUGCUCUCAAACGGCCGGCCUCGGCUGCCUCGGCUGCAUCCGCCAUGAAGCGGCCAGCUGCUAGCCGGGACCCAGACCGAGUUUCCACUGGCAAGGGCCUGUAUAAGAAUGGUGUUUGGGGCAUCAAAUUGAACAAGAAGGAGAUCAUUCGGGUAAAGCCACAUCCUGAUAUCUCUGAAGAAGCUCUUGCCGAAAUCGCUGCCGCUUGGACUGUUUGGCUGGUUGCUGUGAAGGAUGAGCUUGUUCGCACGAAGGGGGAUGUCGAAGCAUCCAAAACUUUGUGUGAGACCAUGCGUCAAGCCGCCAUCGACAAGUCCCAGAACGCUUCCAAGGGUGCUGAGGUGCCUGCUGUUGAAGAAGAAGCCUACGAGGGCAAGGAGGUUCAUGGAGAAGGUGAAGAGGAAGAGAUCGAAGUAGAUGAUGACAUUGAGAUGAAGGACCUAUUUGGAUCGCCAGCUGAUGUGGACUGA